AGGGACAGGGACAGCCCGGCAGGGACAGGGACAGGAACAGCCCGGCAGGGACAGGGACAGGGACAGCGACAGCCCGGCAGGGACAGGGACAGGAAAAGCCCGGCAGGGACAGGGACAGGGACAGCGACAGCCCGGCAGGGACAGGGACAGGAAAAGCCCGGCAGGGACAGGGACAGGGACAGGGACAGGGACAGGGACAGGGACAGGGACAGGGACAGGGACAGGGACAGCCCGGCCCCGGCCCCGGCCCGAGAUGAGCCCGGCCCUGCUUCUGCUCCUGCUCCUCUCCUGUCCCCUCUCCUGGUGUCAGCAGAGAAGGAUCGAUCCCAGCCGGCCCCUCCAAAGCGCCGCCGCCCGCAGAGAUCCGGCCUUCAGCAGGAACCCCGGGAAUUCCCUGGGAGCAGGAGGAGAGGUCGGGCCAGAAAUGCUGCAAGAAAUGAGGGAAACCAACAGGGUGCUGCUGGAAGUUCGGGAUUUGCUGAAGCAGCAGAUCAAGGAGAUCACAUUCCUGAAGAACACGGUCAUGGAGUGCGACGCCUGCGGGAUGCGGCCGGAGGUGACGGGCCCGGUGAUCACCAUGACCCAGUUCAACCGCUGCGUGCCCAGCCCCUGCUUCCCGGGCGUGCCGUGCACCGAGAGCGGCGGCGCCUUCCGCUGCGGGCCCUGCCCCGCCGGCUACACCGGCAACGGCACCCACUGCACCGACAUCAACGAGUGCAAUGCCAACCCCUGCUUCCCCAAAGUCCAGUGCAUCAACACCAACCCCGGCUUCCGCUGCGACCCCUGCCCGCCCGGCUUCACCGGGCCGCCGCUGGAGGGGGUGGGCAUGGCCUUCGCCAGGGCCAACAAGCAGGUGUGCACCGACAUCAACGAGUGCGAGACCGGGGCUGCCACGAACUGCGUCCCCAACUCCAUCUGCAUCAACACCCGGGGCUCCUACAAAUGCGGGGCCUGCAAGCCGGGCUUUGUGGGCGACCAGAUCAGCGGCUGCCGGAGCCAGACGGCGCCGGGGACACGGCGCUGCCCCAACGGCGAGAUCAGCCCGUGCCACGAGAAAGCCGAGUGCAUCGUGGAGAGGGACGGCUCCCUGUCCUGCCAGUGCCUGGUGGGCUGGGCAGGGAACGGCUACGUGUGCGGGAAGGACACGGACAUCGACGGCGUCCCCGACGAGAAGCAGCGCUGCUCCGACAAGAAAUGCCGCAAGGACAACUGCGUGACCGUGCCCAACUCGGGCCAGGAGGACGCGGACAGGGACGGCAUCGGGGACGCCUGCGACGACGACGCCGACGGCGACGGGAUCCCCAACGCUGAGGACAACUGCGUGUACACGAGGAACGCGGACCAGCGCAACCAGGACAGGGACAACUUCGGGGACGCGUGCGACAACUGCCGGCAGGUGAAGAACAACGACCAGAGGGACAUCGACGGCGACGGCCGCGGCGACGAGUGCGACGACGACAUGGACGGCGACGGGAUCAAAAACCCCAUGGACAACUGCAGGAGGGUGCCCAACCCCGACCAGAGGGACAGCGACGGGGACGGCGUGGGGGACGCCUGUGACAGCUGCCCCACCCUCAGCAACCCUGACCAGAAAGACACUGACCACGAUCUGGUGGGGGAUGUCUGUGACACCAACCAGGACAGCGACGGCGACGGGCACCAGGACUCGCGGGACAACUGCCCCACAGUGCCCAACAGCUCGCAGGUGGACACGGACGGUGACGGCCGCGGCGACGAAUGCGACGAUGACGAUGACGACGACGGCAUCCCCGACUUCCGCCCGCCCGGGCCCGAUAACUGCAGGCUGGUGCCCAACCCCGGCCAGGAGGACUCGGAUGGGGACGGCGUGGGGAACCUGUGUGAGGACGACUUCGACAGGGACAUGGUGAUCGACAGGAUCGACGUCUGCCCCGAGAACGCGCAGGUGACGCUCACAGACUUCAGGGCCUUCCAGACCGUGGUGCUGGACCCCGAGGGGGACGCUCAGAUCGACCCCAACUGGAUCGUCCUCAACCAGGGCAUGGAGAUUGUCCAGACCAUGAACAGCGACCCCGGCCUGGCUGUAGGGUACACGGCCUUCAACGGCGUCGACUUCGAGGGCACCUUCCACGUCAACACGGCCACGGACGACGACUACGCCGGCUUCAUCUUCGGCUACCAGGACAGCUCCAGCUUCUACGUGGUGAUGUGGAAGCAGAUGGAGCAGACGUACUGGCAGGCAAACCCCUUCCGGGCCGUGGCGGAGCCGGGCAUCCAGCUGAAGGCAGUGAAAUCCAAAACGGGCCCUGGGGAGUACCUGAGGAAUUCCCUGUGGCACACGGGGGACACCACGGACCAGGUGAAGCUGCUCUGGAAGGAUCCCCGGAAUUCCGGCUGGAAGGACAAGACCUCCUACCGCUGGUUCCUGCAGCACCGGCCCCAGGUCGGCUACAUCAGGGCUCGGUUCUACGAAGGCCCCGAGGUCGUGGCAGACACCGGGGUUGUCCUGGACACCACCAUGAGAGGGGGGCGCCUCGGGGUGUUCUGCUUCUCCCAGGAGAACAUCAUCUGGUCCAACCUCCGCUACCGCUGCAACGACACCAUCCCGGAGGACUACGAGACGUUCCGGGUGCAGCAGGACUGAUCCCCUGGAGCCCUCAGCCCGUCCUGCCCGCACACCCCGCCCCUGCUCUGGAACCCAGCCCCGAGCGCUGCCGGCACCUCCCAGCGCCCUCCCAGCCUCCAGCUCCCCUCCCCAGCAGCAAAUCCCAGAACGGCUCCCGGAUCCUGUGGCAGGGCAGAGGUGGGCACGGGGAGCGUGGGCAGCAGCCGGAGCUGCCGGGGGCUCCCCGCAGCAGCCGCGAUGGUUUUGGAGGAAGUUUGGCGUGGACGAUUCCCAGGAAUCUCCUCCCUGCUCGAGGCUCCCGGGCGUGAAUUGUUCUUCUCCAGACCUGCUGCAAACCCAGCAGAGCCUGGGAAGGACGCGCGGAACAGCCCCGGCACAAGUUGCUCAUUUUAAUAAAGGAAAAAGCACUUUAAGGAGAGAAUCUUUGUUCUGGAAUGUUGGAUAAUAAACACUUGGAAUGUUGGAUAAUAAAUUCUAGAUUUCUCC
This is a messenger RNA of Prinia subflava (tawny-flanked prinia), 3091 nucleotides long. It is a transcript of the gene COMP, whose product is annotated as cartilage oligomeric matrix protein. Lineage: Eukaryota; Metazoa; Chordata; Aves; Passeriformes; Cisticolidae. Gene Ontology annotation, molecular function: calcium ion binding. Gene Ontology annotation, biological process: cell adhesion. Bases 254 to 2623 code for a protein of 789 amino acids. Gene Ontology annotation, cellular component: extracellular region. The record is from RefSeq and is a predicted model, not a curated record. The transcript has 20 exons.